AUAAAUAUUUUUCAAGGUGUCAAAGUCGUCAAAGUGUCAGCGAAAUAUUUUCUUCAAAUUGGUAAUAAAUUCGUUAAAAUAGAAUUUUAUAGUUUUUACAAUAAUCUGUUAGGAAUAAAUCCUCUGGGUAAAACAUGCCAGUGGAGGAAGCAUCCGAAAGUAAGGCGCAAAAGUUGGCUGCCGCGCGGAAAAAGUUGAGGGAAUACCAAAAACGUAGUGCAUCGGAGAAUGUCACCGCUGUAGUUGCACAUGCUGCUCCUACGGAAUCGCAUGGUAGUAGUAUUACCGGUGGUAGUAGCAUUUCGAGCAAUAUAUCCGAAGCUUCCGAUUGCGAAAUGACCACAAAUGGUAAUGAGGCUACAACGGCAAGUUUAGAAAAUAUAAACGAAAAUUGUUCAACAACAAAUGCAGCUGCAACGGAAUUUGUUCAAAACACCACAUCGACCGCACCAGUGUUUCAAGCACCUGCACUACCCACUGCCGCUAGUUACUUCUCCACAAUUGCAGCAGAUGGCACAGCUUCCGCACUAGAUGGCAUUGCGAUGCCUACUGCUGCAACCAAUGCUGUGAUAAAAGAUGCAAAAGCAGACCAAUUGCAAUUGCAGAAUGUGAAUGCUAUUCAAGUGUUAAUUAGCGAAAAAGCUGCAUUGACAUCGGAUUUAAAUAAAUAUCGUAGCUUAAGUCGAGAGCGUGAACUUGAGCUAGAGGAGUUGCGCACACAAUUGGAGUCGGCAUUAAAACGACAAGACGACUUGACUCAACGCUAUCAAACACAACAACAGGGUAUGGAACUAUUACGAAAAACCAAUGCUGAAUUGCAACAUAAGUUGGCGCAAGCCAAUGCCCAACAGGAAGAUCAAGCCGGCCAUCUGGAUGAGUUGAAACGACUGCUCGAUAAUAUGCAACAACGUGCUGUUGAAAUAGAGCAUCAAUUUAAGGAAAAGUCAAAUGAGCUGGAAAUGGCACAGCUGCGCAUACGACAAUUAUCUGACGAAGCAAGUGUCAAUCAAGUUGAUAAUCGUGUAGAGUCAUUAACACAAAAUCAAUUUAUGUACGAGCAACAAAUCAGAGAUUUGCAGGCUAUGGUGCAACAAUUGACCUAUGAUAAAGAGCAGGCAAAUAAUCAAUAUCAGAGUUAUGUGCAACAUCUGAACGCAGAGAUAACCAAUUUGAGUGAAAAGAAUACCGAAUUAAUGGAUGAGAGUACAAAGCAACAGGAACGUGAACGCCAAUUGGUUGAACACAUAAGCAUACUGGAAAAAGAUAUACAGAAAAAUAUAAGCAGGCAAGAUUUACUAAGAAAAGAAAAGGAAAAGGAAAAUGCACCUGACGGCCAACAACGCGCCGAAGAGCUUCAAAAACUCAAAGAGCAAAUCAGCGACUACGAACUCGAGCGACACGAAUUUCAAUUAAAAAUCAAAUCACAAGAGGAUCGUCUUGACAUGCUCAAUAAUGAAUUACUGGAAAAACAAACGAGUCUAGAGGAAUUGUAUGAGCGCAUGAGGCAUUAUGCGAACAUACAACCCGACCAAACUAAAUUGCUAGCGACAAUGGAAUCGGAUAAAAUAGCCGCCUCACGCGCGCUCAGUCAAAAUGUUGAAUUAAAAAGGCAGCUUGAUGAACUUGAAAUGCGUUUCGUACAAUUGACAAAUGAUAAAGCUGAUUUAAUGAAUAAAUUGGAUGCCGAGGAGCAUACCAAUCGCGAGAUGCGUACAAAUUAUGCCGAUAUGGAAGAGCGUUUGCAAAGUAUUGACGAACGUUUCAAGUUUAAAGAUGAAGAAAUGAUACGACUUUCACAUGAAAAUAUGGAAUUAAAAAGCAAAACAGAAGUACUGCAAAGGAGACUCCGGCAACAGGGAAGAAGCAAAAAUUUAACAAAAACUGGCGAAGAUGAGGAAAAUGAUAAUCAGGAUGAGCUCACUGAUGAUCAAGAUGACAAUUUGCAAGAGCAUGACGAUGAAAAGCACGAGCAUAAACACAACGGUUGUGACGACCAACAUGAACAUGAACAUGAGCACGAGCAUAAUCAUCAUGAGCAUGAGCACGAGCACGAGCACGAUCAUGGUCAUCAUGAGCACGAGCACGAGCACGAUCAUGGUCAUCAUGAGCACGAGCACGAACAUGUGCACGGAGCUGCUCACACACACUCAACCGACCUCGCACAUCACCACAAUCAUCAGCACGUAAAGAAAAUAUCCUCCAGCAGCAGCACACCAUACUUACCAACCGAGGAAGCUGUAGAGAAAUUAGAGCAACGUUUCACGCGCCUUAUGUCACAAGUAGCCGAUUUAACCGAUGAAAAGCAACGCCUCGAACAUCUCGUACUGCAGUUACAAGGUGAAACCGAAACAAUUGGCGAGUAUAUAACCUUAUAUCAGACACAGCGACGCAUGCUGAAGCAACGUGAAUACGAGAAAGCUGCACAAAUGCAACUGCUACAGCGUGAGCGUGAGCAAUUGCGCGAAAGAAUCGCAAUACUAAAUAAUCUAGUGCACAGUCUAAGCACUGAUUUGCCACACAGUACGCAUAGGUUGCCAGAAAAUUUCAAUACAACUUUAAAUACAGAUAACAAUGCAGAAGCAAACAUCAAUGCGGACACACAACCUUUGAUUGCAGUAGCAAGUGAAGCGCAAGAAGAUCAGCACCUCGAUCAGCAACAGUUAGCACAUUCAAAUGCACAACAGACUGCAAAUGAAUCACGACAAAUACUGACGAAAAUUCAGAAUAUCAUAACGGAAAUAAAUGAGAAUAGCCAACACAUUCCCGAUGUGGCCACAGCGCAAACGGUUGAUCAUCUAAAUUGUUGUCUGGGCAAAGUGGAAGUUGUUUAGAGGCGGCAGACGGUGCGCAUGUGCACGUGAUGGUUUAGCUUAUUAUUAUGUUUGCUGUUGCUUUAUGCACAUGCUAUGGGGUUUCAAAGAGAAAUAUAUAUACAUAUAAAUUUAUAUAUAUAUAUAUAUAUUUAUGUAUGCUAAUGGUAUUGUUUUCUAUAUAUGUACGUAUUGUAUUAGUUGGUGGCAAAAUGCGAAAAUUGUAAAUUGAAACGACUUUCGAUUGUUUGCGACACAUUUUAUAGCCUUAUUUACAGUGUUUCAGGUAAAUUAAAUAUAUGAAUAUUUGAAUAAAAUUUUGUCAUUUUGU
Molecule: messenger RNA, 3141 nt
Organism: Ceratitis capitata (Mediterranean fruit fly)
Lineage: Eukaryota; Metazoa; Arthropoda; Insecta; Diptera; Tephritidae
Product: golgin subfamily A member 2
Exons: 5
Coding region: 135-2831 (898 amino acids)
Biological process (GO): Golgi organization
Cellular component (GO): Golgi cisterna membrane; cis-Golgi network; Golgi cis cisterna
Source: RefSeq, a predicted model, not a curated record